UCCCGCGUGCCGUUGGUUUCUCGUUAAGCCAGACUCCUCGGCGAGGAGAAGGAAUCGAAGCAAACGCAAACGCGCAAAGCCCACACGCGAAUCCAAUCGGAUCCACCCCAACACCAGAGGAAGGAACAAACCAGUCGACGAUCGGAAGAAGGACACGGCGAGGAGGCGGCCACCCCCGCGAUGCAGGCGCAAAGGUCACCGGCGAUGGUGGGGGGAGGGGCAGGGGCGGCGGUCGGGUCGCCGUCUCCGGCCACGGUGCCGGUUAGGCGGCGCUGCGAGGGCACGGCCAUGGGGGCCAUCACCCUCGACCUCCGCCCCGGCCUCGGCGUCGGCCCCUUCACUCUAGGGAUGCCGAUUUCAGAUGCGUUUGCGCAGAUAGAGCACCAACCAAACAUCUACGAUGUCGUGCACGUGAAGUACUUCGAUGAGGAGCCUCUAGAGUUGGACCUUGUCAUAAGCUUUCCGGACCACGGGUUUCACUUGCGCUUCGAUACUUGGUCGCAGAGGCUUCGUCUCAUAGAAAUUUUUGAUGUCAAGAGAUUGCAAUUGAGAUAUGCAACAUCUUUAAUUGGUGGUCCAUCGACGUUAGCCACUUUUGUGUCUGUUUAUGCUCUAUUCGGACCUACUUUUCCUGGCAUCUAUGAUAAAGAGAGGGGCAUUUAUACCCUCUUCUAUCCGGGUUUAUCGUUUGCAUUCCCUAUUCCCAGCCAGUAUACAAAUUUCUUCACCAAUGGGGAAGUGGCAGAUUUGCCCCUAGAAUUUCCUGAUGGGACAACCCCUGUUACUUGCCGGGUUUCUAUAUAUGAUAGCUCAACAGAUAGCAAGGUCGGAGUUGGGUCAUUGAUGGAUAAGGCAGUUGUUCCUGCACUACCUGUUGGCAGCCUAUAUAUGGAGGAAGUGCAUGCAAAGCUUGGUGAAGAGCUUUGGUUCACUACUGGGGGCCAACAUAUUCCUUUCGGAGCAUCACCACAGGACAUCUGGACUGAGUUGGGUCGUCCGUGUGGUAUUCACCAGAAACAGGUGGACCAAAUGGUAAUACACUCUGCAUCAGACCUCCGCCCUCGGACUACCCUUUGUGGGGACUACUUCUACAAUUACUUUUCUCGUGGUAUAGAUAUCCUAUUUGAUGGACAGACACACAGAAUAAAGAAGUUUGUUUUACAUACAAACUUCCCUGGUCAUUCGGAUUUCAACUCGUACAUGAAGUGCAACUUUGUUAUCUAUGAUGCUGAAGCUGAAGGGACACAGCAAGUUGGUAACAUUUCCAAGAAUUGCAUAACACCUCGCACGAAAUGGGAACAAGUCAAGGAGAUCCUUGGUGAUUGUGGUCGAGCAGCAAUCCAGACACAAGGCUCCAUGAAUAAUCCGUUUGGAUCGACUUUCGUCUAUGGAUACCAAAAUAUCGCUUUUGAGGUGAUGAAAAAUGGAUACAUUGCAACCGUUACCCUCUUCCAGUCAUGAGCACCGUAUCCGCACCUGAUGGUACACGGCAUGCAAAAUCUGUGGAGCUUGCCUGUCCUGUCUGUAAAUUAUCCUGUAGAUUCCACCCCCACUGUACAGCAACUGUUUUCCGAUGAUCUCUCUGUAAAUAUUGCUCAAUCACGAUCAUUUCAUCAUUAAACUUUGAAUGCUUUUGAUGAUGGUGUUGCCUGGA
Messenger RNA from Brachypodium distachyon (stiff brome), 1654 nucleotides. Its product is annotated as UPF0183 protein At3g51130. The coding region runs from base 181 to 1461 and encodes 426 amino acids. The record is from RefSeq and is a predicted model, not a curated record. The transcript has 14 exons. NCBI's taxonomy places the organism in Eukaryota, Viridiplantae, Streptophyta, Magnoliopsida, Poales, Poaceae.